AUGUCGCAAGGAAGCUCUUCUUCCCAAAUUAGGUGUCGUUGUGGCAUCAUUGCAAACCACUUCACUUCAACGACUCCAUUAAACCCUAGAAGGCGAUUUUAUAAAUGUCUGAAGCCUAAUAAUCGUUCUUGUGGUUAUUUUGAAUGGGAAGAUGAAAUCUCGUUGAAUAGUGAUUUGGUUACAACUAAAGAUCUAACAUCAUCUUUGGAAGCGAUUAAAAAUGAUAGGGAUAAAUUGAAAGAAGAAUUAAUUGCCAUGGAGGCUCUACACCAAGCUGAAGCUGUAAAAUUAAUGAAAUUGAAAGAGAAGGUUUUGAAGGCGAGGAUGAUGCUUAUGAUUUCAUGGGCACUUUUUAUUGGAUUUGUUGCGGCGUUGAUGAUAAAGUGA
Nicotiana tabacum (common tobacco) is the source of this 387-nucleotide messenger RNA. The record is from RefSeq and is a predicted model, not a curated record. NCBI's taxonomy places the organism in Eukaryota, Viridiplantae, Streptophyta, Magnoliopsida, Solanales, Solanaceae.